Ostrinia nubilalis (European corn borer) is the source of this 3353-nucleotide messenger RNA. RefSeq names its product general vesicular transport factor p115 (gene p115). The record is from RefSeq and is a predicted model, not a curated record. Bases 134 to 3265 code for a protein of 1043 amino acids. Gene Ontology annotation, biological process: vesicle fusion with Golgi apparatus; intracellular protein transport; endoplasmic reticulum to Golgi vesicle-mediated transport. NCBI's taxonomy places the organism in Eukaryota, Metazoa, Arthropoda, Insecta, Lepidoptera, Crambidae. Gene Ontology annotation, cellular component: endoplasmic reticulum; Golgi membrane; ER to Golgi transport vesicle membrane. The transcript is spliced from 7 exons.
UCUGUCAAAUUUUGCUUUGACGUGUCGUGAAUUAGUGAUAAUUUGAUUUUCUAUAUUUUUGCUAUUUUAUACGAUGGUUUCGUAUUAACCGCGGUAGUGUGUGAUAUUAAUAGAACCAAGGGAGCGGUGCAAAAUGGAUUUCUUUAAAAGUGGUCUCAAGACCGUGCUCGGCGCCCCGGAGCCCGGACAACAACCUUCGGCUGGCGAGACGGUGGAGCGCCUAGUGAACCGCGUGGAGAACUCCACACUGCUGGAAGACCGGCGCGACGCCUGCCGCGCGCUCAAAGCGUUGUCGCGCAAGUACCGCGUCGAGGUCGGCGCGCAGGGCAUGGCCACCCUCAAGCAGGUGCUAGAGCUCGAUCGCGCCGACAAUGAGACCAUAAACUACGCCCUCGACACACUCAACAACAUCAUGUCUCCCGCCCAGUUCGAGGAGGAAGAAAAGAACCCCAACAUUCCCAUGAACAUCGGGGAACAGUUCACAGAAAUGUUCAUCAAGGACCACAACAACAUCCAACUCGUUCUAGAUCUCCUAGACGAAUAUGACUUCAGAGUACGACUAUCAGCAGUCCAGCUGCUCACGUCGCUGCUAACCAACAGGCCUAAAGAUAUACAGGAAAUAAUUCUAGUCAAACCAAUGGGCGUGUCCAAAAUGAUGGAUCUCUUGGGAGACACGAGAGAAGUCAUACGGAAUGAAACCUUGCUCCUGCUAAUAAAACUGACGAAAGGGAACGCCAAUAUACAGAAAAUCGUCGCGUUUGAAAAUGCGUUUGAUAGGCUAUUUGAAAUCGUGUCGUCUGAAGGGUAUUCCGACGGCGGAAUAAUCGUGGAAGACUGUCUGCUCCUCAUGCUAAACUUACUAAAGAAUAACAGCAGUAAUAUCCACUUCUUCAAAGAAGGAAAUUACAUCCAGAAGAUGCUGCCAAUGUUCCAGACUCCCGACGACGCGGAAGACAUCGGCUGGUCUCCUCAGAAGGUGUCCAACGUGCACUGCAUGCUCCAAAUCGUGAGGACUUUAGUGUCGCCGAGUAACGCGGUGCAAAUUAUAACUAGUUGUCAAAAGAUAAUGAAAUACGCCGGCUUGUUGGAUUCUCUGUGCAAUAUAUUGAUGGCGAGCGGUGUGCCGGCGGACAUUUUGACGGAGACGAUCAACACUGUGGGAGAGGUGGUGCGCGGGGACGUGAAUAAUCAAGACUUCUUGGGUAAUGUGAUGGCGCCGUCCAACCCGCCAAGGCCGGCCAUUGUGGUGCUGCUCAUGUCGAUGGUCAACGAGAAACAACCGUUUUCGUUGAGAUGCGCUGUCCUCUACUGCUUCCAAUGCUACCUCUACCACAACGAGAUGAGCCAAGCCAGCUUAGUCCAGACUCUUUUACCUUCCUCCUCCGACGUCUCAAGCUUGACCAGCGGGCAACUGCUCUGCGGGGGGUUAUUCUCAUCCGAUGUGUUAUCAAACUGGUUCUCAGCAGUUGCGUUGAUGCACGCGCUGACUGAGAAUCCAUCGCAGAAGGAGCAGUUGUUAAGGGUGCUGCUUGCGACUAAUAUAGGAAGCUCGCCCGUGUCUCUGUUGCAUCAGUGUACGCUGCUGCUUCAACAGUCGACUAAACUGCAGGCUAAGGUGGCCUUACUAAUGCUCCUCUCGCAAUGGAUGAGCCACUGUCCGUCAGCAGUGAGCGCCUUCCUCAAAGUGCCAGGUGGCGUCGGCUACCUCGUCAACCAGACCUGCUCCAACGAGCACGACGAGAACGAAUACCUUUUACAAGGCCUAUCAGCUUUCCUCCUAGCCAUCUGCAUACACUUCAACGACGAUUCCGUAGAGAAUUACUCGAAAGACUCCCUAAAACAACUUCUGUUAAAAAGGAUAGGCAUGGAGACGUUUUCAGGGAAACUCAGUGAGGUGACGAAGCACGAGUCGUACAAUAAAGCGGCGAAACAUCCACAGUUAAGAGUCAAGGCGGCAGCGGAAAUUCUUAUUGACUACGAAUUCUGCAAGUUGUUCAAAUCCCUUGAAGGAGUGGUGGUGGAAAGCUUCACGGUGAAGAAAGAGAACGGCGUGGACUCCGCGCCCGAAUCCCGCGCCUCGCCUUCGUCUGGAACCCUCCAGCAGUACAAGAGCCUCAUCCGGCAGCAGGACGCGCGUCUGCAGGAGCUCACGCAGCAGCUGGACGGCUUGCUGCAGCACAACCGCCGCCUGCAGGUAGGUAGGAGGUGCGGGACAGUGUGUCCUGCGUUGAUACAGUUAAGGCUCAAAUUGCCAAACCGGAGUGGCGAGCCUUGCCCUCCAGUAGUACAAGAGCCUCAUCCGGCUCACGCAGCAGCUGGACGGCUUGCUGCAGCACAACCGCCGCCUGCAGGUGGGACAGUGUGCCUUGCGGCGAUACAGUUACGGCUCAUGAUGCCUCGCCCUCCUCCGGGAGCCUCCAGUACAAGAGCCUCGUCCGGCAGCAGGACGCCUGCAGGAGCUCACGCAGCAGCUGGACGGCUUGCUGCAGCACAACCGCCGCCUGCAGGUGGGACAGUGUGCCUUGCGGCGAUACAGUUACGGCUCAUGAUGCCUCGCCCUCCUCCGGGAGCCUCCAGUACAAGAGCCUCGUCCGGCAGCAGGACGCCUGCAGGAGCUCACGCAGCAGCUGGACGGCUUGCUGCAGCACAACCGCCGCCUGCAGGUGGGACAGUGUGCCUUGCGGCGAUACAGUUACGGCUCACGAUGCCUCGCCCUCCUCCGGGAGCCUCCAGUACAAGAGCCUCGUCCGGCAGCAGGACGCCUGCAGGAGCUCACGCAGCAGCUGGACGGCUUGCUGCAGCACAACCGCCGCCUGCAGGUGGGACAGUGUGCCUUGCGGCGAUACAGUUACGGCUCAUGAUGCCUCGCCCUCCUCCGGGAGCCUCCAGUACAAGAGCCUCGUCCGGCAGCAGGACGCCUGCAGGAGCUCACGCAGCAGCUGGACGGCUUGCUGCAGCACAACCGCCGCCUGCAGGUGGGACAGUGUGCCUUGCGGCGAUACAGUUACGGCUCAUGAUGCCUCGCCCUCCUCCGGGAGCCUCCAGUACAAGAGCCUCGUCCGGCAGCAGGACGCCUGCAGGAGCUCACGCAGCAGCUGGACGGCUUGCUGCAGCACAACCGCCGCCUGCAGGACGCCCUAAACGACUCGCUAACAUCAAACUCCCAUCUAAAAGACGAGAACACGCUGCUCAAAGCGCAAGUGUCGGCCGCGCCUCUCAACCACCAAGCGCCGAGCCAAGACGACGCCAAGCUCAAGGAGUAUGAGGCCAAGAUGCAGAACUUGGCCGACGAAGUGGCCAGGUUGAAUGGGGAACUGAACGCGUCGAGAGAAGCGCAGAAGACGUCCGCUGAG